CCGCCGGGGCCGUUACCGUUGCCUGAGGGCCCGGGGACUGGAGCCGAGGCGUCCGUAGAGGCGGAGAUCGCGUGGAAGCCGGGCUCGCGGCUAGGCGGCGGGGGGACCGUGGAAGGAGGCCGGGGGGGCGGGCCUGUCGUGGCCUCGGGAGCCCCGGGAGUGCGGAGAGAAAGCCGAGGCGGCGGCGGCGGGUCCCUGCCCCGGCUCUGCCUCCCUUCCCCCUUCGCUCGCUCGGGCCGGCGCCGGGAGCCCCGGAGCCAGAGCUCGGGAGGCUGCGGAGCGGCCGCGCCGCCCACGGGAGGAUGCAGAAGUAGCGGCGCCGGCUCCGCCGCCCGCCCGUGGGUUUGACUGAUGUGUGUCAAAAAUGGAAGUUUAUUUUUACUUGAGACUGUUAUCAAAAGCAGGAGAAAAUAGAAGAAUGAGGAAUAGUUCAAAGUUUCAAUGGCUGUCAUCAGUUAUUUUUUUAUACUUAGUGAACCAAGCACAUGGCCAGAAAAGAGGGGUUCCUCAUGAUUUAAAGUGUAUAACCCAUAACUUAAAGGUAUGGGACUGUUCCUGGGAAACCUCCUCUAGAAUAAACCAUGGUACUACUUAUGAAAUUUGUAUUGUAAACAGUUCUUAUCCCUGUAUUCGGACAGAGAAAACACAUUUUGAGAUUCCAGCUCUUUCACUUGCUAAUCAUGAAAUAAAAAUAAGUUCCAUGCAUGUUUCUGGGAAUUCUGUUACUAAAUUUAUCCUAAAUGAAAGAAGUGUUUCCUUAGUUCCUGCCACAUUACAGAUUUUAAAUUUGACAGCUGAUUUUUCAACCUCUACAUUGUACCUAAAGUGGAAUGACAAUGGUUCUGUUUGGCCCCGUCACUCAAAUGUCAUCUGGGAAAUUAUUGUCCUAUAUAAAGAAGACAUGGAAGUUGCAACAAUAGCAACACAUAACACAACUCUGAGUGGUAAGGAUUCGGUCCAUCACUGGAGUUGGACCUCAGAUAUCCCUUUGGAAUGUACUCUACAUUAUGUGAAAAUUCGAUAUUACAUUGAUGAACUUCAUUUUUCUGGUCAAAAAGAGUGGAGUGAAUGGAGUCCACUUAGAAAUAUUUCAGGACCUCCCACAAAAGAAAAUUAUGCGGUUUUUCCUCAAGACAAAGUGGUACCAGUAGGCUCAAAUAUGACAUUUUGUUGUAUUGUUGAGGAACCUGUCUUAGCUGCACAAUUUGGAAGUGAAAAAUAUUCUCUCAUCCGCCUUGAUAAUAAAAGUGUUGCAAUCAAGAUCAAUAAUAUUACUGUUUCUCGAAGUAGUGGAACAAAUGUGGUUUUUACAACAAAGUCAAACGUGUAUGGAACAGUUGUAUUUGUAGGAUAUCCACCUGAUAUCCCUAGAAAGCUGAACUGUGAAACACGAGAUUUGAAAGAAAUUAUAUGUAGUUGGAAUCCAGGAAGACCAACUGGGUUGGUUGGCCCCCGUGAUACAAAUUAUGUACUGUAUGAAAGAUUUUCUGGAAGAAAUGCUACAUACAAAAGAGAUGAAGAACACAUGAAUGAAAACCAUCAAUUAAUCUUUCAAAUGAUAGCUGGUCAGGAAAUAUAUAAUUUCACCUUGAAGGCUAACAAUCCUGUGGGUAGAUCAGAAGCCUCAAUUUUAGUUGAUAUAACUCAAAGAGUUUAUCCUCAUACUCCUUCAAAACUCAUUGUGAAGAAUGUUAAUUCAACUGCCAUUAGUCUCUCUUGGCACUUAUCUGGCAAUUUUGCAAAUAUUAAUCUUUUAUGUGAAAUUGAAAUUAAUACAACUUAUUCAGGGCAAGAAUUGCGGAACAUCACUGUUAAAGGAUUAGAAACUUCUAAUUAUCGUGUUUCUGUGGACAAAUUGAUGCCAUAUACUAUGUAUACUUUCCGGGUGCGUUGUUCUUCUGAGAACUUUUGGAAAUGGAGCAAGUGGAGUAAUGAAAAGCAAUACUUAACCAUGGAAGGAAUUCCUUCAAAAGGACCAGAUAUCUGGAGAGAGUGGAGUGCUGAUGGGAAAAGUAUAGUAAUAUACUGGAAGCCCUUAUCUAUUAAUGAAGCUAAUGGGAAAAUACUUUCCUAUGAUGUAUCAUAUUGGUCAGAAAAAGAAAAACAGUACUACCUUCCUGAGAUUCCUGAUCCGCAGCAUAGAGCAGAAAUACAACUUGACAGAAAUGAUUACAAUGACUACAUCAUUAGUGUUGUGGCCAAAAAUUCAGUUGGAUCAUCUCCACCUUCUAAGAUAACUAGUAUGGAAAUCCCAAAUGAAGACCUCAAAGUAGAGCAGAUUGUUGGAAUAGGAAAUGGCGUAUUAUUUCACUGGAAUUAUGAUCCCAAUAUGACUUGUGACUAUGUUAUAAAAUGGUGUAACUCAACUCGAUCUGAACCUUGCCUCAUCGACUGGAAAAAAUUCCCUGCAAAUAGUACUGGAGCACUCAUAGAAUGUGAUAAUUUUCGAUCUGGAACACGCUAUAACUUUUUCCUCUAUGGCUGCAAAAAUCAGAAAUAUCAAUUAUUGCGUUCAAUAGUUGGAUAUACAGAAGAGCUGGCUCCAAGCGUUGCACCAAAUUUUACUGUGGAAGACACCUCUGCAGAUUCAAUAUUAGUAAAAUGGGAAGACAUUCCUGUUGAAGACCUUCGAGGAUUUAGAGGAUAUUUGUUUUACUUUGAAAAAGGGGAGAAAGGCACUUCUAAAAUCCAGGGUUGGAGUCAGGUAAGACGUUCUGAUGUGAAAGUUAAGAAUAUUACUGACAUAACACAGAAAACAUGAGGAUUGUCGAUCUUCAAGGAAAAACAGGGCUACCAUCUGCUCUUGCAGGCUUACACAGAUGCUGGAAUAGGUCCAGGAAAGGCCAUGUAUGUGGUCACAAAAGAAAAUUCUGAGGGAUUAAUUAUUGCCAUUCUCAUCCCUGUGGCAGUGGCUAUCUUUGUUGGAGUGGUAACCAGUAUUCUUUGUUAUCGUAAAAGAGAAUGGAUUAAAGAAACUUUCUAUCCUGAUAUUCCAAAUCCAGAAAAUAGUAAGGCAUUGCAGUUCCAUAAAAGCAUCUGUGAGGGAAGCAGUACUCUGAAAACGCUGGAAAUGAAUCCUUGCACUCCUAAUAACGUGGAAGUGGUGGAAACAAGAUCAGCAGCUCCUAAAAUUGAGGAGGAUACUGAAAUCAAGUCCCCAGUCGCUGAUGGUCCUGAAGAAGGGUCUGAUGCUGAGCCUGAAAACCAUGUGGUCGUCUCCUACUGUCCACCAAUCAUUGAGGAGGAGAUAGCAAAUGCUGGAGGGGAGGAAGCUGGAGGCUCUUCCCAAGUCAUUUAUAUUGAUAUUCAAUCCAUGUAUCAACCUCAGGCAAAACCAGAGGAAGAACUAGAAAACAACUCUGUAGGUGGAGCAGGCUAUAAGCCACAAAUGCAUCUGCCAGUUACUUCUAUUGUAGAGAACAUAAUCGCAGCAGAUGACUUAGAGAAAACUGCAGGUUACAGACCUCAGACAAAUGUAAAUGCCUGGAAUUUAGACUCUCCAGACUCUCCUCGGUCCAUAGACAGCAACAGUGAAAUUGUGUCCUUUGGAAGCCCAUGUUCAAUUAAUUCUCGGCAGUUUUUGAUUCCCCCAAAGGAUGAAGAAUCGCCUAAAUCUUCUAAUGGAGGGUGGUCAUUUACACAUUUUUUUCAAAACAAACCGAAUGAUUAGCAAUAGUGUCCUGUUGCAUCAGUCUGCCAUCUCAAUAAGCUCUGACUCCUGGGGUUGUAACAGCAGCACUGGUCAUUCUAGGAGGCCUCCAGUGGAGUGUAUUUUUAGUGAGAUGAACUUUACCAUGUGUAAGUUACACUGAAAGUGUUAAUGUUGUUUUACUGUAGUCUAAAAGCCAAAGUAUAGCAACUCAGUAAUUCAGUUCAUAUGAAACGAGAUACUGGAUUUGGGUCUAUUUGUGAUUCCAGCCAAAGAAGCCUCACUUAUUCUACCAUCAAGUAGCAUUUUCAAAUUAAUUAUUGCUUAAUACUUUAGAAAAUACCCAAACUGUUUUACAUUCAUUGAAUCCUAGCCAGAGGGUUUGAAAUUACAGGCAGGGGGGAAAAUGUGCAGAUGUUCAGAUGUUCAGAUUAACAGAGAAUUACUUGACUGAAAUUUGUUCAAAUCUAGAUAAAAGCCAAGCACAGAUCAGGUAAUGUAAGACCAUUUUUCUCUGUAGUUAACAAAGCUUUUAAAACGUAGCAGCAGCUAUUUUAGUUUCUUGUUUGAUAACUAGGUCUCUGUGCCUACUAUAUAAUGGUUAUCAAAUUGUUGACUCAGGGGCACAAACUUGGAAAAUGAGUAUAACACUGACUUAUGCCACAUUUCUGAAUAUGGCUUUAGCAGGUUCUUUUCCCCACUAAUUUUUAACUCCUACUUGUAAUAGGGUGCCCUAAUGUAUAUGCUUUAGUGAUUUACAGUACUAGGACUGCAUAUCUAAGACAUUAUGUACAAACAAACCCAAACUCUUGACAUUCAUUUGUGAAAGUGCCAGUUUUAUGAAUGUGUGAACAAAGCACAUACUUAAGUAUAAUGCUCAGCAUUAAUUAUACUAAUUUUCCAUUUAAGGCUAUUCCUAUCAACAAGAUCUAGCCAAACCAGUCUCUACCACUGGUAGUAACAGUUGGCAUUAGUUCUCCAUGAAGAAAUGCUUCUCUGAAUUUUCUCUUUAAACAGUGAGCCACAAGUUAAUGCUAUUUAGUAUGGGCAUAUAAUCGAUUUCCUAUUUAUAGUCUAACAGUUACUUUUCUUAACUAGACCACAGUACCACCUGCUUAGUGGAAUAGUUGUUUUUGAUGAAAAUUUAAAGAGCUGAUUUUUUUUUUGCUUUAAAAUAGUCACUUGGUGGCUAUUUUACUGGAAAUAUCAUGAAAAACUUCAAAUUCAAACUCAAUUUGAAUUAAUUCUAUUAAACACCAUAGAAGUAAACAGUUGCUUUUAUCACCUAUAAUAAAAGAUUGAGUGCCCUUAUAACAUAAAGAAUCAUGUUAGCCUCCAGGUUUUUUCAGAAAUAACUGCCUUUCUGGGAAAUGACUCUGGAAAAGUUUCAUGUCAAACUACAAAUUGCGAAAGUAUUUUUUAAUCUGCCUUCAAGACCUGUAUGUAUUUUGCCUUUUGAUGGUUAAGUUACAAAUGCUUAAAAUACUCUGAUAACUGAAUAAGUGAGAGCAUUUUAUUUUUGUUUUUACUUGUUUACUAUCAAAGAAACAUUCUAUUUGUACACUUGGACCCUCGACCGAAGUAUCCUCGUGUGUUUUGUAGAAAAUGAUAGGGCAAUUAGGAGCAAAUUUCAUUUAGAGAUCAUAUUUUUAAACCCUCAUUUUAACUGCUAGGCUUCAGCUAAUCUUUAAGACCUAGCAUGAGACUAGGGAAGGAAACGUAGAGUAAGAUAUACCAAGUAUAGUUGUAGCAUAUUCAGACUUAGACCACACGAGUUUUUCAAUCCCCGGGGCUAACCCUAAACCAAAUUGUGAAGUAGGUGAUGUUUUUCUUUGGUGUACCCUUUUUUUUAGCUCUCCCUCUCCCUUGCUCUCACUCUCUGUCUCUCUCCUCCACUCUGCCUUACUCCCCAUGAAGCUUCAAAACUCUCUACACCUUAUCAUCUAAGUGCUACUUUCCCUGGCAGGUACCAAGUGAUUCUGCCACAACCAUCCAACUGUCUCUUGCCAUGACUCCCACUCUCACCAUUAUGUAGCCUACAAUACAACUUAUGUAUCUAGCAUCUCAUUUCUUCAGGGCCAAGUUAUCAAUAUUUCAAGGUGAUAGUGAAAUAAUCUGAGCUAAUAGGGAGAAAAGUACACCCCCAGAUUUCUCCCUAUCUUUAAAGUAACAGAAAUGCAUUGGAGCAGUGUUCAUCUGGAGACAUUGCCCUGUCUUCCUUGUUCUAACCAAAGACAUGAUACUAAAAUUGAAAAUUUUAGGCCAGGUAAGAAGUAAUAUAGCAGGAUGUUGGAAGAGUUUCAGGCAGGUCAAACUUUAAGCAGUUGGUUUAGUCAAACUGGUAAAUGAUUCCAUACUACCUAUUCACAAAGUCAAUUCACAUUAGAAAAUUUUAACUAUUAGUUUAUGCCCACGUUGAUUGAAUAGUACCAUACUUUGAAACAUAUUUAAUGCGUUAGAACAUUUCUGGAAUUUUAGCCCAAAUUUUACAUUUUCAAACAAAUCUCCUUCACAUACCAGAGACAAACAACCUAUUAGCAAUAGUUAGCAUUUAUAUAGAGCUUUCAUGUUUGUAAAACACUUUAUGAAUGUUAUUUCAUUCAAUACAACAACCCUGGGAGAUAGGUGCUAUUAUUAUCCUGAUUUUUUUUUUUACAGUUGAGGAAACCAAGACAGACAAAGGUUAAGUGAUUUGCCUGGUGUCCCACAGCUAGUGUCUGAGGCCAGAUUUGAGUAUAGGCUUCAUGACUCCCAAGUCCUACAACCAUUUUGGAUUAAUGUAAAUAGGUAAUUACAAACCAUCUAUAGGAAAAAAGAGCAAUUGGGCUAUCAAAUUUUGUCAUUAUAUGUUUCAAAAAGAUAGUAAGGCAUAGUGAAUAUAAAGGCCUGACCUCAGUGUCAGGAAAACUUGGGCUCAAGUCCAUCCUCUGACAUAUACUGGCUAUAUGAUAAUAAUCUGGGCAGAUAAUUUAAUCUCUUAGUGUCCCCAGCCAACUCUCUAAGGCUAGCAGUUGCUGCUCUGCUUUGGUAAAGGGAUUUUCAUUACCAGGAAGUUCCCUAUACUGAUGAAAUCACAGAUCUGGACAAAGUAUAUGUUUCCUAUUGUGUAAAUUAUUUCAGCUGCUGUAAAAUUAAAAUUAUUUUUGAAUAUAUUGAAAUGAGGAUAAUAAUUUUCCAGUUGAAUAACACUGUAUGUGAUAUGCUUUUGGUCUCUGUGCAAAUUAAAAACUAAGAGAAAAUAGAUGUUUGUUAAUUGAAAAAGAUACACAAUUUUUUAAAAAGCAUAUGGCAAGAAUUCUCAAUUUAACUUUUAAUACUCAGGUGAUUUUUUUUCCUGUUAGUCAUUUUUCUAAAGGGAAAACUCUUUUAACUGGUACUGUUGGAAACUACAGUGGAAAUCCAUAUCUUUAAGGCAUUUGCUUCAAAUUAUAUAUUUUGUUACUUUUUUUCUUUCUAUAAAUUAGGGUGAUUACUCUAAAUCAAUCACUGCUGCUUUCUAUUUUGAGCCAUAUUGGAAUUUGUAUAAUUUUUUGUUAAAAAAAAGAAUUUUUUAUUUAUGUAGAAAUUCAGCAUUGAGCAUCAAUCUAUGACAGAGGAGUCAGGUUAAUGAUGCUUGUCCUAUAGCUACAGAAAGACUGACUGGGCACGUAGAUGCCCAGUAAGUAUAUAUGAUUGAACCUUGGCCUAGAGCAAGUCUUUCCAAUUGGUGUAAUCUCAAGUGAUCCAUUAAAAUCUAGAGUGGCCCUAUAAGGCAGGAUCUGUUCCCGUGCUAGUUAAAUCUGCUAUAGAACUGGCCCCAUAUAACUAAACUGUCCUCACACUCCAGAAGUCUUCCAGACUAUGGAUCAAUGGAUGUGGAUUGAGUGUUGACUCAUGUGGAUCCCUAAUUACCUGUCCCCACCCCCCAUUAGAUGGAUACCUCUGAGGACUGAGUCUAAACCUUUUCCUGGAAGUAAAAGGGAAAGGGUCUUUUUCUUUGAAUUUGAAGCACUAAAUGCAAAAAACAAAAAAACCCACAUUUUCAUUGUUACUUUUUAUUCUGAGCCAUGCUAAAAUUUGCCUAAUUUGUUGUAUAUAAAAGGACUAUUUGUAUUUUUUACACUCCAUCAUCUUGAGAUAUGAUCAAGCAUAAAUGCCACUAGAAUUGCUUUGUCUAUAGUUGUACCUGUGCAUAAUCUGAAUGUUUCUUUUUGCCAUAGUGUGUAUACAAUUUAAAACAUAUGUACCAUAACCAGAAAAUAUUUUGGAAAGGUAUCAACUUGUACAUAUAAGCAUGGGCUAUGAUUUCUUAACAUAGAAACCUAUUCAAUUAUGUAAAAUAUCUCCUUAAAACAUGUAUUUCAAACUGGUCACAUUAAUUUCAUUGGUGAGCCAAUAGUGAAUUGCCAUCAAACUUUAUUUUUUAUCUUUUUACAUCCAAAUUCCAUAUAUAACAUAUUGAAGAGAAAAUAUGCUUGCUUCUUACAAACCGUAAUCUUGGGAUAUUUUCUGAAGUUAUUUCUUAAAGUUGGCUUAUUCAGAUCUUUAACUCUGUAACUGUACCAUGUUUAAGUAGUAAUAGGGAAAAAUUUAGAUUAUAUUAGUGCUUUUACUUGGUUUACCUCUAUUUUCAGUUAGUUGUCAAAGAUACUUGUUUCAUGCUAAUUAAUAAAACCUUUUAAAAUGCCAUCAUUGAGGAAUUCAAACCAAUAUCCACUUUAUAGGCCAUAUGAUAUUGGGCUUUUAUUGUUAUAUAAAUGUUUCAGGACACUUGAUUUGACCAAGAUUAUAUCUGACCCCGUGUGAUAUUGUUGAGUUGUGUUAUGACAGGGUCUGCUGUGUUUAGAGCAGCGUUUUGAUCAUGAGACCAGUAGUGAUGAUUUCUCUCUGUGCUUUGUAAUUGGUGUGAAAUGAUACUGAUUAUUGCACUUCCCUGUCUCCUCAUCUCUUCUGUCCCAUUCUUGUCGCUGCUUUCUCAUUAAUCCUUCACAGACUGUCUGUCCAGCAUACCAAAGACUUUGUGUUAUUCUCUUAGUGGCUCUUGGGUACCAGUGCAUCAUUUGGGCUGUGCAUUUGUCUCAUUUUUGAUAAAUGAUUUGCCCCUUCUGGUCAAACAUGGCCAUGAUAAGUCUCAUGCUGCUUUUUAUGGGCAUGUCGUCAUUGAUUACAUGUUGUAAUCUGUUUAUUAUGCUCACCAUGUGUCUUUCCAUUGCAUCCUUUGGAUCAGUUGUAAUUUUUAUAAUUUCCUCUCUAUAUUUGAAAUAAUAAUACUUGGAAUUUAGAUAUUCACAACUUAAAUAAAAUUUACCUAUGCAAGUCAUAUUCUGACUGCCUAAUAUUUUGAUGAGUUUAGUGCUGUGGUCUUAGAAGAACCACCCUCUGAAUUAGUCUUUUUACUGUGAAAGUGCCUAGCUGAAACAAAUACGAUUUUUAGAAAACUAAACUAUAAUUGAAUAAAUGUCAACCAAAUAUGAAGUGGUAAUAAUUUUCAUCAUUAUCAUUACUAAGAAAAGAUUACCUUGUCAACAAAUUGAUGUGAAGGAGACAAAGUUAAUUAAGUUAAUCACGUUGAUGUCCGUCUUUUAAGGUUCCUUUUUAAAAUCAGAACCAAAAUAAUUUAAACUUAAUAUGUUAUAUGUCAGCAAAAAUAAUUUGGCUGAAUUGCUGAAUUGAGGUCGUUAGUUUCAUUCUCACCUAAAUCUCCAAUUGAAUUUCAUCACAUAUUGCACAAAUGCUGUAUGCCCCUCCUUGUAAAAAUCCAUACCAUUUUUAAUGGUAACUCCUAAUUUUUAGGUCACUAUUCUAUUUGCUGAGCAUUCCAUGUUGUAUAAAAGGUCAGACUAUUUAUUCCAUUGUGGUAAAACACAUUGCUGUUGGCUUGUUGGAAAGGUGAGACAGUAUGUUUAUUCUGAGGAAUCAUUGCUAAUCUGGUAUUUUUUAAAAAGUAGCUAUAUUCAUGAUUUUGCUGUUGAACAUUGAAAAAGAACACUGAGUACUAGUUUUUAUAGAGUUUAUUUUUUUAUAUUUUCAUAGAUGCUCCCUUCUCUACCACUAGUUUCCCCCCAAUUUGAUAAUAGAUAUCCUGUACUUUAGUUGUGUUCUUAAUAUAGCACAAACCAUUAGUUCUUUUUUAACUUUAUUCCCACCAACAUAAAUGCCAGAAAUGUGAAUAGCACUAAGAAUAAUGCAGUUAAAGGAAACACAUAAAAAGAAAAUCUAUCCAGUGUACUUUUGUGAAGAGAGAGACAUCUCUAUGUAUCUUGUAACCUGUGAUUCUAUUUUAAAGAAAAAGAGCAUGGAUUUUGAAAAAUAAUUAUACACUUGAUUCAAAGUGAAAUAUGUCUAAUUUGCCUCAAGUUUUUUUGAAAAGGAAUAGAGUCAGCAAUACAACCCAAAGCUGGAGUAUGUAUUUCAAAAUAUUCAACUUUUAUAUUUUAGUAUGCUUGUCUAACUUACAGGAUCCUUACCAUUCCUGGAAAAGGAACAUCAAAAAAUGCUUAACUUUUCUCUCUCUUUAAACAAUCACAAGUCACAUGCCCUCAUAAAUCUAGGAAAUCAUCCCCCUUUCUCAUUUCCAAAAUUGCAUUAUACUGAAUUGCUGUUUACUGAAUACACACAUACUGUGAACAGGUUUAAGUUUUUAUGUCUUUUGUAAGGUUGUAUGUAGAAUAUGUGUUUCUUUUUUUAAAGGGAAUGUUAAAUAUGUUUAAAGAAGCAUUUUUUUCAGUUUGCUACAUAUUUUAAUAAAUCAUGUUUACUAAUUUGUUCUGUAAAGAUAUUCUGAGUACAAGUUGAGAGAAGGUUGGGAGAAACAUAAGCUUCAAAACUAUACCUUUUAUAUUCAUCUAAUAAACUAACCCCUGCAGAUUUACCUCCAAAUUUGAUCACAUGUGAAGUAUGCAGUAUCUAAAAGUUUAUGUUUGAUAAUAAAAGAAACCUCUUUAAGAAAUCAGAACUUAAAUAUUUAGGAUGCAAACAACAUGGGUCAAAGUGAUUCACCUAAUCUGGAAGACAUGGAAUAAACCCAUGAAGAAUGCUUUACAUGGGAAUUGGAAAUUUUAUCUGUUGUUUUCUAUCACUAACAAACAUAGGGAUUUCUCCCUGGACCUGUGUUGUUACACCAUCUAGAGUUAGAAUAGGACAAUCUGACUGAUUAGUAGGCAAGCAUUUGGAAUAAUGUAUACUUUAAAAGUGAGAUUAAGUAUCAUGUUGGAAAAUACGGUUACAGCAAAGGCAUAGACAAUUAACUCAUGUAUUACUAAGACACCGUAAAUGUAAAACUAGUUUGCUUGGCUGUUAACUCUUGAAGUGUUGCUUAUGUCUGUUUUUAAAAUAUGCAUGUAUUUAACAGUUUUGCCAUAGUAUUGCCAUGAAAGUAAAUAAAUAUAUUUUCUUACACUCUAA
Molecule: messenger RNA, 11032 nt
Organism: Trichosurus vulpecula (common brushtail)
Lineage: Eukaryota; Metazoa; Chordata; Mammalia; Diprotodontia; Phalangeridae
Gene: LIFR
Product: LIF receptor subunit alpha
Biological process (GO): cytokine-mediated signaling pathway; positive regulation of cell population proliferation
Cellular component (GO): signaling receptor complex; external side of plasma membrane
Molecular function (GO): oncostatin-M receptor activity; ciliary neurotrophic factor receptor binding; cytokine binding
Source: RefSeq, a predicted model, not a curated record